AUGUCACUUGGUGCAAUGACCGUAAUGUCAUACGAUAUAUGGAAAGCAAAAUGUGCAGCUGAAAAGAAACGUCUUGAAGCUGAAGGGAAAGGUGUGGGAGAGUUGAAGAUUGACGAGGAUCAGCCAAAUGCUUCACCACCAGCUCGUAAACGUGCUCAUACGUUUGUCGCUAGGGUGAGUUUUUCAAAUGAUUCGUUCAACAUUAGGAAUUGGGCUUAA
Messenger RNA from Strongylus vulgaris, 219 nucleotides. The record is from the annotation of a GenBank genome assembly. Lineage: Eukaryota; Metazoa; Nematoda; Chromadorea; Rhabditida; Strongylidae.